AUGGACGCCCAGAUCGCCGAGAUCAAGAAGCUGUACGAUCAGUCUGAUGAAAGCGGACGCAUCGCUAUCAAAGAGAGUCUGCAUGACCUUGUCAAUAGCCUCGAGGGUCCGAGAGGGACCAUGUAUCAAACCUUCAAUGCUUUUGUGCAACUCGCUGUCAUUCGUGUCGGCAUCAACAUAGGUCUCUUCGGUCACCUGCAGAGCAGUAUAGCAGAGCCACUGUCUGUGGAUGAGCUUGCGGAGAAGACAGGCGCAGCUCCUCAACUACUCGGUACGUAG
Messenger RNA from Cyphellophora europaea CBS 101466, 279 nucleotides. RefSeq lists its product as uncharacterized. Bases 1 to 279 code for a protein of 92 amino acids. NCBI's taxonomy places the organism in Eukaryota, Fungi, Ascomycota, Eurotiomycetes, Chaetothyriales, Cyphellophoraceae. The transcript is spliced from 2 exons. The record is from RefSeq and is a predicted model, not a curated record.